UGAAAUUAACAAAUUAAUGAUUAAUUACAUGCAUAUUUCUUUUUAAAUGUCUAUUAUUCAUCUCCCACGUAAGUAUUUAGUCUAACGUCUUUGCAACCUUUGUUCUCGAUCAAUGUCCAUCAUAUAAUGAACAUCAAAAGAACUCUAUACUUUGGAGUAUUUGUAUUAAUCGUAAAGAAGCGAUCAAUGUGGAGUAGAUGAAACCUAAUGAAAGAUGGCCAUCACAAGACUAAGAGCUAAUCACCAAGGACGUUGGCUGCCGCUUCGCAUAAAACAAAUAUAUCCCGCUAUCAUUGGCAUCAGUUUAGGUUUUGCGUUUUCGAUGUUUUAUAUUCCUGGCACGGUGGUGGAAGAAACGUGUAUCUUAGAUGUUCAAAUGGCCGAUGUUCGCAGCACUGAAGGCCGAACUGUAAAAAAUCAAAAGCCCAAAGACAACGUGAAGAUUGGUGCUACGGUAAAGCCUAAACUUUCGAAAUACGGUCCUUCCUUUCGCCCGUAUUACGUGGCAAGCGAGAUAACACAAAGAGAUAGAAUUUUUGUCGGCGUUUUGGCGUCCGAAUUCAACUUAGAGACAAUAGGCACAGCGAUAAAUAACACUUGGCUACCGGACUUAGAUAGAGUCGUAUUUUACGUACCAAAUUCGAAGGAUCCUGACUUUCACGAAAAGUAUAACAGAGUGUUAGGGCUUCCUAUUGUUCAGCUAGACGGUACAGAAGAAGACCAAUCUUCGACAACAAGGGUUACUUUCAAAAUGCUAGAGCAUAUGCAUAAGAACUAUGGUGAUAAAUUUGAUUGGUAUAUGCGCGUUGAAGAAGCAACUUAUCUUGAACCAAAGAGAUUGGUAAAGUUAGUGAACAUGCUAAAUAGUUCUAUGAACGUGUAUUUGGGUUUACCUGGUGCAUACAGUGCCAAAGGAGAUUCAACACCAACAGAUAUCUACCACAGCGAACGAUAUUGUCAGGGUCAGCCCGGAGUUGUUAUCUCUAGGGUCACUUUUGAUGCAAUUGUGCCUAAGUUGGACAAAUGUCUUGAGAAUACGUUGACAGAGAAUGAUGACAUUGAGCUGGGUAGAUGCCUCUUCAAUAACUUAAAACUUCAAUGCACAUGGAACAAUGAGAUGGAGCAAUUCUUCGUCGAAAUUCCCAAGUCACUGGAGAAUCCCUUGUCAUCUCAUGUGAAGAACUGGUUGGGAAAUCCUCCAAUGAGAAAGGAAGUUUCCUUGUUUCCUGUAUCAUCAGCCAAAUUAAUGUACUACAUUCAUCAAUACUAUGCUGAAACAGAGCUGGCAUGGACCAUUCAGGAGACCAAGGAUAUUCAGGAAAAAAGUCAAAAACCUUUUGCCAUUCCUUCCCGAUGGUGUUAUCGAGAAGCGACCCUCUUGGCCAAUCGCAUUUCCACAUCCUUACGUCCCAAAGACACGCUUCGGCGUCAUCGGUUGGCAAUACUUCACGCGCACCAUAUGUACGGCUUCAGCGAUGACAACCCGGAGGUUAAACUGGAAGAUGAGUACAAAGAAGACAUCGACGAGGUCUACGACACCUCGGUAAAGAUGAUACAAGAGGAAAUGGGAAGUCAGUACAAAGUGUUUCGCCUCAUCAACGGCUAUCGCAGGUUCGACAUGCUCAGAGGUACGGACUACUUGCUCGAUAUUGGUGUGAAGAGCUCUAAGGAAUCGAAGCAAGAGAUUCGAAAGCGUGUACAGCUUCUUAGACCGUUAACCAUGCUGGAGAACGUGCACAUGCCUCAUCCGACAACGCAGCGCGGUGUGUAUUUAGUGCUGCCCGUGAUGAAAAAUGAUGCGCAUCGUCUCGAGCGUUUUCUUCAAAUGUAUCAUACGAAAUGUCUUCAGACCGGCGAAAAUGUUUUACUUCUAACAGUCUUCGUCAACAUACGAGACUCUUCGGCACAAGCUGAAGACACAGCUUUUGCUGAAUCAAAGUCCGUCUUAAUCAAUUUUAAAGAGAAAUACAAGUGGGCUCAGGUUCCUUGGAUUCAAGUCGGUACCAAACAUCAUUCCAUUCGAUUGUUAUUGGACAUCGUGACGAUGAAACUGCCGACUAGUGCGUUGAUAUUUCUUGCAAGUCUUGAUGUUGAGUUCACGGUUAACUUUCUUGCCCGUUGCCGUAUGAACGCCGUAGAUGGUGAUCAGGUGUUCUUCCCCAUUCCUUUUGCUUACUUCAAUCCCGAAGUCGUCUUCCGUAACAAGCCGAAGCCAGACAACGUCGAAGUAAACAAGGAUACAGGCCUGUGGGAUACGGACGCGUACGACUUGGUGUGUUUUCGAAAUCAGGACUACAAAGACCUUCGAGCCCAUCGCGACACGUUUCUUCAAGAAAGCAUCACCGAUGAGAAGGAAGUUUUGAAAAUUUUCCAGUCUAGUGAUCUUCGUAUUUUUCGUUCGACCGAACCGGAACUGCGGAGGAUUUUCGAAAAACGAUCAUGCCGAGAGAUAGAGGACAGCGACGAAAAGGAGAAGUGCAUGAAGUUCUUAAGAAAAAGAAUGGGGACGAGAUCACAACUGUCCGCCAUUUUGUUGGAAAAGGAACCACAUAUAAAUUAGGUGUUCGUCCAGUGCAAUGUUAGGACCUGCUUCCAGAUUGUACGCGGUCACCGUAUAGUAAAGGAAUUUAGAGUAGUUAGCGAUUUUUAAAUGUUUUCAUGCGUGGUCUUCCCAAUGGCAAAGGAGUUUGAUAAAUUAAUAAUCUGUAGGGUUCGUCGCUUUGUUUACCAAAGUUUCCUCUUAAAUCAUCUUUACCGAUUGUCGAAUUUCGAGUCUUCAUUUUAGCACCCGCAUGAUUAACUUAACCAUGUUUCUUGGAACAGGUCCAGUACCCGAGAUUUGCCACAUACAUUGAAAAAACCCCGAAUAAUUUCAAGUUAUCCGGGAUCUUCGUACUGUAGGGUGACCGUAAAGUCGUAUUACAUAUGCAUAGGAAAGUUUGAGGUGAGUUAUUUUUGUAUAAUUUACUUACCCCCCUUAACAUGCAAAUGAAUUGCCGGGAAAUCAAGUUCGUGGUCUUUUGAAACCAUUAUGAACAUUCUCAAACGGUUAUUAAGGACGUGCUUUAUUAUCAAACAAUCAUUGACUAUUGUCAGACGAUGGAACUUUUCUGAAAGGAUAUGACACUGGUAGUAUAAAUCGAUAAUGAAGAAAAUAAGAGGGGGGGGGGUUCGAAAUAAACUGUAAAUUAAUUUUUGUACAACAAGGCAACUUUUGUAAAAAAAAACCAGUAUAAAUAAGUUCAAUGGCGUCGUCGUUUGUAAAUAAAUAGAUACAUACCAACUUUUUUUCAGUCUGAACACGAGUUUAUGAGACAAUGUUUAAUCUA
Messenger RNA from Xenia sp. Carnegie-2017, 3329 nucleotides. Its product is annotated as chondroitin sulfate synthase 2-like. NCBI's taxonomy places the organism in Eukaryota, Metazoa, Cnidaria, Anthozoa, Malacalcyonacea, Xeniidae. Gene Ontology annotation, molecular function: glucuronosyl-N-acetylgalactosaminyl-proteoglycan 4-beta-N-acetylgalactosaminyltransferase activity. Gene Ontology annotation, cellular component: Golgi cisterna membrane. The record is from RefSeq and is a predicted model, not a curated record.